Oncorhynchus keta (chum salmon) is the source of this 7292-nucleotide messenger RNA. RefSeq names its product discoidin domain receptor family, member 2, like (gene ddr2l). Gene Ontology annotation, biological process: cell surface receptor protein tyrosine kinase signaling pathway; positive regulation of kinase activity; protein phosphorylation. Gene Ontology annotation, molecular function: protein tyrosine kinase collagen receptor activity; ATP binding; collagen binding. Lineage: Eukaryota; Metazoa; Chordata; Actinopteri; Salmoniformes; Salmonidae. The coding region runs from base 228 to 2837 and encodes 869 amino acids. The record is from RefSeq and is a predicted model, not a curated record. The transcript is spliced from 21 exons. Gene Ontology annotation, cellular component: membrane; signaling receptor complex.
UGUAAAAAAUUACAUUGGAACUUUUUUCCUUGUGUGCUGAUCCUCAGAUCCAUUGUAAUACACCGAGAAUCAUCCACUUUUUUGCGAUAAUGAUCCGGAAAUUUUAAUCAACAAGCGUGUCCGAAGACCAGUCGAGUUGGGAAAGUCUAUUGUCGGGAUCCCGUCAAUAACUCAAAUCAGAGAUGUAGCCUCUGUCUAUAUCUGUCCUCAGACAUUUAAGGCCCACCAUGCUGCUCUAUCUGCUGCUGGUCUUUCAAGCCAAUGCCAAUGCCCAGAUCGACCCAGCACACUGCCGCUACCCUCUUGGCAUGGAGGAUGGCAGGAUCAAAGACCAUGACAUCACCGCCUCCAGCCAAUGGUACGAGACCACUGGGCCACAAUAUGCCAGGUUGAACCGGGAGGAGGGUGACGGGGCGUGGUGCCCAGCGGGGCUCCUACAGCCCUCUGACACCCAGUAUCUGCAGGUCGACCUGGGCCAGCUCACCUUCCUGACAGUGGUGGGAACACAGGGCCGCUAUGCCCGGAACUCGGGUAAAGAAUUCGCCCGCAUGUACCGCCUGAACUACAGCCACGACGGCCAGCUCUGGAGAUCCUGGAAGAAUCGCCUUGGCAAUAAGACGAUGGAGGCGAAUGACAACGCCUAUGUCUCUGUGAUCAAAGACCUUCACCCGCCCAUCAUCAGCCGCUACAUCCGUCUCAUCCCACUCACCAAGACGCCCACCACUGUGUGUAUGAGACUGGAGCUGUACGGCUGCCCCUGGCACGACGGCCUGACGUCAUACAGCUCUCCUGAAGGUCAGCUGAUGAUGCCUCCUGGGUAUCCCAUUGCCAGCCUCAACGACUCCACAUACGACGGCGCCCACGAACGAAGGAAACUGUCUGGGGGGUUGGGUCAGCUGACGGACGGUGUGACUGGUCAAGAUGACUUCCUGGUGACGCGGCAGUACCAUGUAUGGCCUGGAUACGACUAUGUGGGCUGGAGGAACGGGAGUCUGGGCUCUGACUAUGUGGAGAUGGAGUUUGUCUUUGACAAGCAAAGGAACUUCACCUCCAUGAAGGUGCACAGUAACAAUAUGUUCCACCACGGAGUGAAGAUCUUCUCCUCCGUGUCCUGCUCUUUCAAGCCUCGUCUCACCGCUAACUGGGAGACCGAGCCGGUGGAGUUCCGUACGGUGCUGGACGACCGCAACCCCAGCGCUCGCUAUGUGACCGUGCCUCUGGGACGCCGUAAUGCCAAGGCCCUGCGCUGCCGCUUCCACUUCGCUGAUGUGUGGAUGAUGUUCAGCGAAAUCUCCUUCCAGUCAGCAGACACCGUGAUUCCGACUCAGAUAACCCUGGCGGUGACAUCCCCGUGGCCCAAGGAGGAGAGCUCCAUGCCCACCACCCACAAGACCGUGACAAACACAUCAGCCAAGGACCAACCGGAUGAUGGGAACACCCCUAUUCUGAUUGGCUGUCUGGUGACGAUCAUCCUGUUGCUCGUAGUGAUCAUCUUCCUGAUCUUGUGGUGCCAGUAUGUGUGCAAGGUGCUGGAGAAGGCUCCACGGCGUAUCCUCGAGGAGGAGGUCACCGUGCGCCUGUCCUCCAGUAGUGACACUAUCAUUCUGCAGACCCCUCCCGUGCCCCCCCGGGUCUCUCAGAUGGACCACCCAUACGAGCGCGUCUUUCUCCUGGACCCUCAGUACCAAGACCCAGCCGGCCUCAGGAACAAGCUGCCUGAACUGUCUCGGAGUGCAGAGACCUCAGCGUGUGGUGGGGGCUAUGCGGAGCCCGAUGUCACCCAGUGCACGCCUCACCAGUGCUUCCAGAGCAGCGUGCCGCACUACGCCGAGACGGACAUCGUAAGCCUGCAGGGUGUGACAGGCAGUAACAUGUACGCCGUGCCCGCGCUCACCGUCGACUCGCUCACCCGCAAGGACAUCUCCGUGGCAGAGUUCCCCCGUUACCGGCUGCUCUUCAGGGAGAAGUUGGGGGAGGGGCAGUUUGGGGAGGUCCACCUGUGUGAGGCUGAGGGUCUGCCUGAGUUUCUAGGGGAGGGCGCCCCCCUUCCCGACCGAGACGGACGGCCUGUACUGGUGGCGGUGAAGCAACUGAGGGCAGACGCCACCAACAACGCCAGGAACGACUUCCUGAAGGAGAUCAAGAUCAUGUCGAGGCUCAACGACCCCAACAUCAUCCAGUUGCUGUGUGUGUGUGUGAGCUCAGACCCACUGUGCAUGGUGACUGAGUACAUGGACAACGGAGACCUCAACAUGUUUCUGUCACAGAGAGAGAUGGAGAGCACCCUGACCCACGCCAACAACAUCCCCGCAGUCAGCUUGUCAGAUCUCCUGCACAUGUCAGUGCAGAUCUCGUCCGGCAUGCGCUACCUGGCCUCUCUGAACUUUGUGCACCGAGACCUGGCCACACGCAACUGCCUGCUGGACCGCAGACUCACCAUCAAGAUAGCAGACUUCGGCAUGAGCAGAAACCUGUACAGCAGUGACUACUACCGCAUUCAGGGGCGGGCUGUGCUGCCCAUCCGUUGGAUGGCCUGGGAGAGCAUUCUACUGGGUAAGUUCACCACGGCCAGCGAUGUGUGGGCCUUUGGCGUCACCCUGUGGGAGAUCUUCACUCUGUGUAAAGAGCAGCCUUACAGCCUACUGUCAGACGAACAGGUCAUCGAAAACACUGGCGAGUUCUUCCGGAACCAGGGCAGACAGAUCUUUCUAUACGCCCCACUGCUCUGUCCUCCCUCUCUAUUUGAGCUGAUGAUGCGUUGUUGGGACCGCGACAUCGCCGAUCGACCCACCUUCGAGGGGUUGUACCAGGCCUUACGACCACACGUGGUCCAGUGAACUUUGAACCCUGGCACAACCAACGGGCUGUCCUGAGUGAGAGGUCUAUUUAGCCUGAAUUCUCUUCUCUUAACCCCUCUGACUGACAGACAGAUGGACAGACGGACAGACAGGGAGACAGACAGGAAUCAGACAGACAGACAUACAGACAGCGGGGAGGACUGGAAGAGGAUGCAGCGAUGUUGUCAUUUUAAGAGAGCAGGAAGUGGGUUGAGGUUAUCACUUCCAGAAUGUGGACCACUUCUUUCAUAUUUCACAUUCUUCAGUGAUGGACUUUAAUCAUUUGAAAUCCAUGAAAAAAAGCUCUCACCCUUUUUUGUCUGUUGAUGGUUUGUGUAAAUUGAAUUCUGUUCAUCCAUCUUUAUUACAGUAUGUUGUGUUUUCACAUGUUGAUUUUGUAUGGUAGGCCUACCAAAGAAAACAUAAUGUCCCUAAUACCUGGCCUAGUAAGAAAUCGACAACUGGACAAAUGCUUUUGUCUUGAGGUUCUGUGUUUUUGGUGUGUAAAGCACUGCUGCCUGGUCGUCUUCCAUUUAUCCAUUGUUCCUUUUAUUAGGUUCUGUGUUUUUGGUGUGUAAAGCACUGCUGCCUGGUCGUCUUCCAUUGUUCCUUUCAUUAACCCCACACUGGACUAUGAUCAUGUUGAUUUGUUUGACUCAGAUUCUAUUGAUCUUUUUGAAUAUGAAUGUUCUAUAGGACAGUUUGGAUAAGGCCUUUGGCUAAAGCAGAACUACUGUCAUAGCUAGAAUAGGACCCUAAGCCUCUGACCCUAACCCUAACCCUCUGACCCUAAGCCUCUGACCCUAAGCCUCUGACCCUAACCCGCUAACCCUAACCCUCUCAUCCUAACCCCCUGACCCUACCUCUAACCCUCUGACCCUAACUCUAACCCUAACCCUGCUUUAGAGAGGGUUGGGGAGCCACAAUGGACUGAUGAUGAGGAAUAGAAAGCACUGUCCCCUUGGAGAUGUCUAACGCAAGGCACUGUCCCCUUGGAGAUGUCUAACGCAAGGCACUGUCCCCUUAGAGAUGUCUAACGCAAGGCACUGUCCCCUUGGAGAUGUCUAACGCAAGGCACUGUCCCCUUGGAGAUGUCUAACGCAAGGCACUGUCCCCUUGGAGAUGUCUAACGCAAGGCACUGUCCCCUUGGAGAUGUCUAACGCAAGGCACUGUCCCCUUGGAGAUGUCUAACGCAAGGCACUGUCCCCUUGGAGAUACCCACCGCAAACUGUGCAGCCUUAUCAGAUAGCAUUAAAGCUCGUUAGCAUUAUUAGAUGUCAUUAGCUAUCCCUUACAGAGAUUCAGUCUUCUGGAUUGAGUAGCUGGAGGCUGGUUAGCGUUGGUCCAGGGGCGUUUGUGCGCGUUCCAGUGGAGGAACACUCACUGACGGUGACGUGGACCAGAGCUAGAAGCUGGACAACACUCUUUACAAGUAUACAGUAGCUAGCAUGUUGCUGUUGCCAAGCCUUUGAUCACACAGUAGCUAGCAUGUUGCUGUGACCCAGCCUCUGAUCACACAGUAGCUAGCAUGUUGCUGUGGCCAAGCCUCUGACCAUACAGUAGCUAGCAUGUUGCUGUGGCCAAGCUUCUGACCAUACAGUAGCUAGCAUGUUGCUGUGACCAAGCCUCUGAUCACACAGUAGCUAGCAUGUUGCUGUGGCCAAGCCUCUGAUCACACAGUAGCUAGCAUGUUGCUGUGGCCAAGCCUCUGAUCACACAGUAGCUAGCAUGUUGCUGUGACCAAGCCUCUGAUCACACAGUAGCUAGCAUGUUGCUGUGGCCAAGCCUCUGAUCACACAGUAGCUAGCAUGUUGCUGUGACCAAGCCUCUGAUCACACAGUAGCUAGCAUGUUGCUGUGACCAAACAGCUGUUGUGUUCACAGCUCCGCCUUCAGAUGAAUUGAGCCAUAGCAAUAGAAUUACUGCUGUACAUCCCUGUUCUAGGGAGCAGGGAAGUUACUGCUGUACUUCCCUUCGCCUGUUCUAGUACACAUAUUUCUAUGAUUGUAGCUGGCUUGCAUAGAAUUCAUUCUGAGUUGCAGGGGAUUGAAAUGAAGGUUAACCUUAAUUGUGGUUGUAAAUAUAACUGAAAAGCGAUCUCUGUGUAGAUGUCACUUGUCCAUUGGGAGAUCAAUCGAUAUUGUCAUGUUAGUGUAAAAGUUUUAAAAAGCAAAGUUUUACUUUUUUUUGUUAUUUCAAAACAUUAUGCCCCCCCCCCCUAUUUUAAGUACAUUUAUUUGUAUUGCUGCAUCCUCUGUUGCCACAAUAUCUGAGUGAAUGAACAGGCAUCAAGUGUUUAAAAGUGGCUGACACCAAAGAUCUCAACAUUGAAAUCAGCUUCUGACAUUUCUUGUGUUGGUUGUCAUUGUUAAGGUUAUUAACAUUAAUGUCAAUGUGUUGUGUUGUUCACCUGUACUGUAUCUGAUGCUUCACGGUGUGUCUGUGUCUGCUGGGAGGAGGGGCUCUGCUGGGAGGAGGGGCUCUGCUGAGAGGAGGGGCUCUGCUGGGACGUAGGGCUCUGCUGGGAGGAGGGCUCUGCUGAGAGGUAGGGCUCUGCUGGGACGUAGGGCUCUGCUGAGAGGUGGGGCUCUGCUGAGAGGAGGGGCUCUGCUGGGAGGAGGGGCUCUGCUGGGAGGAGGGGCUCUGCUGAGAGGAGGGGCUCUGCUGAGAGGAGGGUCUCUGCUGAGAGGAGGGUCUCUGCUGGGAGGAGGGGCUCUGCUGAGAGGAGGGUCUCUGCUGAGAGGAGGGGCUCUGCUGAGAGGAGGGGCUCUGCUGGGAGGAGGGGCUCUGCUGAGAGGAGGGCUCUGCUGGGAGGAGGGGCUCUGCUGGGAGGAGGGGCUCUGCUGAGAGGAGGGUCUCUGCUGAGAGGAGGGUCUCUGCUGAGAGGAGGGUCUCUGCUGAGAGGUAGGGCUCUGCUGGGACGAGGGGCUCUGCUGGGAGGAGGGGCUCUGCUGGGAGGAGGGGCUCUGCUGGGAGGAGGGGCUCUGCUGGGAGGAGGGGCUCUGCUGAGAGGUGGGGCUCUGCUGGGAGAAGGGGCUCUGCUGGGAGGAGGGGCUCUGCUGGAAGGAGGGCUUUGCUGAGAGGAGGGGCUCUGCUUAGAGGUGGGGCUCUGCUGGGAGGAGGGGCUCUGCUGGGAGGAGGGCUUUGCUGAGAGGGGCUCUGCUGGGAGAAGGCUUUGCUGAGAGGAGGGCUCUGCUGAGAGGUGGGGCUCUGCUGGGAGGAGGGGCUCUGCUGAGAGGAGGGGCUCUGCUGAGAGGUGGGGCUCUGCUGGGAGGAGGGGCUCUGCUGAGAGGUGGGGCUCUGCUGGAUGUGUUAUGUGUAUGUUUGACAUUCCACAGAGCACUGGGGGAAGUGGUUCAACUUGAAGUGUGUUUACAUGCCCCAUUGUUGUGCAGUACAAUCUGCACCGCAUGGAGAGGGGAGGGAGGGAUGAAGGGGGAGAGAGAGAUGUAAGGAAACCACUAAACUCAAUGUCCCAGAGGUCUUUGCUGAAGUGAGCCUGUGUUAGCUAAUGUUCGUUGGUAAAGAUGAAUCCCUUAAUUCUGGUCCAGACAGAAUAAAUCGUGUUUUUUUGUUUUCCAUUGGUUGGGAUUGGAUAGAAGAAAGCAGGUUAUUGAACCGAGCUCUGUAACACUUCCUCUCUGGAGUGGCUUUCUCCACUUUUUUGGUUGCCAUGGAAGCACAACUGUGGUAAAGGGGUAAAGGAGGUUUUGAGGGAAAGGUUGGAUUGAGCCUGUGUGCAUGUGGCAGUCUGCGGGUGGUAAUGACUGGUUGGUUUAGUGUUUGAAUGCAUAAGGGGUGGUAAUGACUGGUUGGUUUAGUGUUUGAAUGCAUAACGGGUGGUAACGACUGGUUGGUUUAGUGUUUGAAUGCAUAACGGGUGGUAAUGACUGGUUGGUUUAGUGUUUGAAUGCAUAACGGGUGGUAAUGACUGGUUGGUUUGGUGUUUGAAUGCAUAAGGGGUGGUAAUGACUGGUUGGUUUAGUGUUUGAAUGCAUAACGGGUGGUAAUGACUGGUUGGUUUAGUGUUUGAAUGCAUAACGGGUGGUAAUGACUGGUUGGUUUGGUGUUUGAAUGCAUAACGGGUGGUAAUGACUGGUUGGUUUGGUGUUUGAAUGCAUAACGGGUGGUAAUGACUGGUUGGUUUGGUGUUUGAAUGCAUAACGGGUGGUAAUGACUGGUUGGUUUGGUGUUUGAAUGCAUAACGGGUGGUAAUGACUGGUUGGUUUGGUGCCAGGUGAUAGAGGACACUCUGAUUUUUCACUUUUCUAUUCAUCGCUUCAGUUUAGAAACUCUUCUCAUACAUACGUGGCUGACUUGUACAUAGUGUAGUCAGAGUAGAUUUGUAUAGUAAUAUAUUGGGUGCUGAGGAGAAGAUUCCAGCCCCAUGACAGUUUUCCUCUGAUCUUUUCUUUCUCUUUGUUUCUUAUAUUAAAAUCAAACUUGACAAACGG